GCUAAAGUGGUGGUCACCGGUAGGAAAGAGGCUGAUGUCCAUAAAGUGGCUCAAGAAGUACAAGAGUUAUCACCACAAAAACUAAAGCCUUUAGAAGUGACGGCAGAUCUGACCAAAACGGAAGACGUCGAGAGACUUAUCAAUGAAACCAUCAAAACGUUUGGACAGUUGGAUGUGUUGGUCAACAACGCCGGGAUAUACCCCACAUCUGACAUUCACGACAAGAAUAUGACCGAUGAGUUUGAUUUGGUGUUUAACAUCGACUUAAGGGCUGUCGUGCAGACCAUACAUACGGCUGUCCCAUACCUCGAGAAGACUAACGGCACCAUUAUUGAUAUUUCAUCUGUUCUAGCAAUUGUCCCUGCGCCAUCGGUUUUGAACUACUGUUCCGCGAAAGCGGCGCUAAAUAUGUUGACAGAAGUCUUGGCCCUCGAGUUGGGACCCAAAGGGGUUCGCGUUAAUGCCGUCAGCCCGGCCCUAACAGAAGUGGAGGGUACGCCCAAAGCAAUGAUAGAGUUAGUGUCAAAGACAGCACCCCUGCGACGAGUGGGCGAACCCCUGGAUAUCGCCAAAGCCGUGGUAUUCCUGGCCUCGACUGACGCCCAAUACAUAACCGGCGAGAAUCUGGUGGUCGACGGNAAACCUGACGGCAUUAACGCGAACCCCUGGAUAUCGCCAAAGCCGUGGUAUUCCUGGCCUCGACUGACGCCCAAUACA
Molecule: messenger RNA, 717 nt
Organism: Oppiella nova
Lineage: Eukaryota; Metazoa; Arthropoda; Arachnida; Sarcoptiformes; Oppiidae
Source: the annotation of a GenBank genome assembly